CUCUGUUGAAGCCACAGUCUACUUCAGUCGGAGAGAGCAAGCCAGGUCACACUUGACAAAGAGCUGCUUUCGGGACGACUUGUCACCCCCAAACACAUAGACACAAUCUCCCGGCAUCGGAACGGAAAUGAUCCUUCCCAGAAUGGAGAAGAUGGUGAUGAAGGUGUUGAUUUUGUUUGUCCUUGGAAUGAACUACUGGUUCCACUGCUGUGCAGGUUUUCCCGUGUAUGACUAUGACCCGUCUUCCUUGAGGGAAGCUGUCAGCGCCUCCGUAGCAAAAGUGAAUUCCCAGUCGCUGAGCCCCUAUCUGUUUCGGGCAUUCAGAAGCUCAAUUAGAAGAGUCAACAUGCUGGACGAGGACAGCUUGACCAUGGACGUAGAGUUCGGCAUCCGAGAGACGACGUGCCGGAGGGGUUCUGGGGUAGACCCCGCCACCUGUGACUUCCAGAGGGGCUACUACGUGCCGGCGGCUGUUUGCAGAAGCACCGUGCGGGUGUCUGCUGAGCAGGUGCAGGACGUGUGGGUUCGCUGUCACUGGUCCUCCAGCUCCGAGUCUAGCAGCAGUGAAGAGAUGGUUUGGGGGGAUAUCUUGGGAUCCUCUACAUCAAGAAACAAUUAUCUGCUUGGUCUCGCUCCUGACAGAUCAAGAAGUGAGCCAUUUUAUGAACGGUCCCUUGAGAACAUGAGAAGGGGCUUUCCUCCUGGAAAUAGAAGGGACCUGAACCUGUGGCCCAGAGCAAGAGUAAACGCUGGCUUAGAGUGACAGCCUUGAGCGAAAUGCAUUGGAAGGAAUAGAAGUUCCAAUGAAGAAAGAUACUUUACAAAUCGUGUGAUUUUUCUUUUGAUCAGUUCCAGUCGAUAAUAAAUGGCUUACUUUUCCUCUUUC
Kogia breviceps (pygmy sperm whale) is the source of this 886-nucleotide messenger RNA. It is a transcript of the gene SPP2, whose product is annotated as secreted phosphoprotein 2. The record is from RefSeq and is a predicted model, not a curated record. Gene Ontology annotation, cellular component: extracellular region. Gene Ontology annotation, biological process: bone remodeling. NCBI's taxonomy places the organism in Eukaryota, Metazoa, Chordata, Mammalia, Artiodactyla, Physeteridae.